Messenger RNA from Babesia bovis T2Bo, 4140 nucleotides. Its product is annotated as Transcription factor/nuclear export subunit protein 2 family protein. Gene Ontology annotation, biological process: mRNA processing; mRNA export from nucleus. Lineage: Eukaryota; Apicomplexa; Aconoidasida; Piroplasmida; Babesiidae. The record is from RefSeq and is a predicted model, not a curated record. The transcript has a single exon. The coding region runs from base 4 to 4113 and encodes 1369 amino acids. Gene Ontology annotation, molecular function: mRNA binding. Gene Ontology annotation, cellular component: THO complex part of transcription export complex.
UACAUGGUGGCUUCUGAGAAGUCUUCUACGGCUGGAGCCCGCGAAAACAAGCGGCCGGCCGAGGAAGGUGAAGUCAAAGGUCGUGGUGUGCGCUCUCGUAACGUUGCAUCAAAGAAGUCAAAGAAUGCAGCUUCAUCAAAUAAGAAUGAAACCUCAACCAGAAGCAAAAAUGCGGGAUCAAAAUCCAGCAGCGCGGUUUCUUCUUCAAGUUCCGAGAAUGGAACUUAUCAUAUUGAUCCAAAGAUAGAUGCAUUAUUGCCACCAGAUUUAAACGAUCGGCCUACUACACAUAUCUAUGAUUUCAUACGUAAGGUUGGUAUGGGCGAAAUUGCGCCUGGUAUUGCAGCCGCAGCGUUGCGUCACAGGUUUUCAGACAAGGAGCCUGGCUCACCGUUGUCAUUUCUGUUGCUUGACUGUAUUGGUUAUUUGCUCGAUACAGUUACUUAUCGCGAAAACAUGGAGGCUUUUAUUGCUUGUUUAGAGCAACAUGGUCUCGUUACAUCGAGGGAAGUAGUUGCCUCCAUUGAUGCCAACAAACUAGACAGCUGCGGCUAUUCAUCGGGAUUAACAACAGUGGCCAUCAGAGAGCGUACCAGAAAUCAGUUCGUACUGAAAUCAUAUGGUUUAUGGCGUGAGUGCACAGUGGGUUUUGACCUUUUGCAAAGGGUUCUCUAUCAUCAUGAUUGGGACAUCAAUAAUAGUGAUGACAUAUCACGUUUACAGCUGUCAGUGAAGCAUAUAGCUGGUGACUUUUCUCUUUGUCCAACUAGAGUGUUAUAUGAGUUAAUAGCGUGGUGUUCUUGGUUUGACGGUGAUGCUACGUUAAUCUUGCUACGCCAGUACCCAAACGACCGUGUUGAUGAGAUAGUGCGUCUUAUGCUUUCACAAAAGCGUACUAUUAAGCAGGAAUAUCAAACGGUGAAGAAGCAAUUCUGGCGGCUGCCUAGCACAAUAGGACCACAUUUUAAUAAACUUUGUGCCAGACUGCUAUACGAAGGCAUUUUGGUCUUGUCUACUUUAUAUGGAUAUCUUGAGCCAGCUGAUUCAGAGUUGUCAUAUUUGUACAAUCAUUUUGCUGAACUCUCUAAAAAGAAGCCGUUAAAGACAUCCCGGACGGGGAUACCUGCAACACAUCUUCUUCCCUUGGCUAACUGCAGUCCCGGUGACAGUGCUUUGCGGAGCAUGAUUACAGUUGCACGUAAACAAAACCUAAGGAUGUGUGGUUUGUUGGACACCACUACGAUUACCAAUGCAAGGGAUAUGAUCAAUGGUCGGCACGCCAAGUUGUUGGAAGAAUAUCGCAUAAAGAAUGGUCUUAAUAUAUCGCAGGAAGAUUUUGGUAAGACCAAGCAGGAAUUAACGAUUGCAGGGAGUGAAGACUCUAAACAACCAAGUUCAGAUGUGCCUUCCCAGGAUAGCACUACGCCGGAUGACACAGAAAACCGUUUCCAUAAUCCCAUUGAUUUAGUUAAAUAUCACCUUUUGGAUAGUGACGUUUUUUCGUACGUAAGGGACCAUAUAUUUGCGCUGGAGUGUGAUAAACUUUCGCUAUUGUCCCAUUUGAUUGAAUUAUGUCCAGAUAUGAAUAGUUCACGGUGGGAUAUGUGCAAGCAGUUAAUGGGCCAUAUUCAAUGGACAGUUAAGUUCCCAAUUGCUUUACAUGGCGGCGUUUGCAUUGCUGUAUGUGGCUUGAUUCAACGUAUAAUUGCCAAAGCCACGGUAUCUCAAGACUGGUCUGUUUGUUUAGACAAUGUGGAAUCACUGCUGAGGGUAAUUGGACCUAGCGUCUACAUAGACCUUAUAUGUUUGUCUUCAGUGCUUAAAAUGUUAUCACACUGUGUCAAUACCAGUUGCGAUAGAGUUUGUAGGAUCAUUUGGAUGUACAUUUUACCUGCCAUGGCUCUUGUAGUUGAGAGUAAUUGCCAAGUUGCCGACCGUCUUUGGAAAAUUUUAAGUCAGCUUCCUGCUUCAAAGCGCUAUGGCAUAUACCAAAGAUAUAUGUCUAACAUUUUAGAAGGUACGUCACAGGUUGAAGAUUCCUGGGUACCGCUUGUACGUGCUGCGCACAAUGCCGCGCUGGCAAAAAUCAGAUCGUUGUUUAAGCGUGUCACUUCGAAUAUGAUGAAAUCAAUCAAGACUGCUUCAGUGCGCGGCAACGUAUCUGUUAUCAGCGGGAUAGCUGCGGUUGACCCCUUCGCAGUUGCUCAUACCAUUAUAACGCAGUGUGAAAUGUUUGAAAAUCUUGUAGCCCCUCUUUCUGAAAUAGGCAAAUAUUUUGGCGGUUUGGGUUGCGAUGUGUUAUUUUUCAUGUUAUGUAGUAAUCAAAAUCAGGUUUGUUUUGGCAAAUCUGCUGAAGUAGAUGACCUCGGUCGGAGUAAAAAGCUUUUGGUGAAUGCUCAACUCGCCGCUCGUUUUUUCAGGCGUCAUGUGGAUAUAGACAUAUGCCCUUUAUUAGUGGGUGCUUUAACAGUAUUUUUACGCAGUAUGGGAAUACACGAUCUCGUACUAGUACCCUGCGGUAACAAUGAAGCCAAUGCAACCACUUGGGAAAAGCAUUCCAUAAAUUUAAAUUGCUUGAAGGACAAAUACAGCUGUUCAUAUCCAGACGAACUAUCUAAGGGUUGGUUGGCUCUAGAGUACACCACUAAACUUCUGGAGACCGCCGGAGGCAUUCCUCAGCUGGUAGAGGCACAUGCCUUAACUACGGACCAACUUAAAGCCCAGGGUGGUGGCGUAUUGCUGAGAAGUGAGGUAAUGAUGCAAGACGCUGAAGACGAGAUUUGUGGUCUGAGUUCACGUGAAGCAUUGGGUCGAGUGUUGCUACGGCCUUUAUUUUGCUAUUCGCUACUGUUCCUUUGUGGCAAGAUGAGACAGGAAGUACUGUAUGACUCAGAGUUCCGUGCGGGUAUAUCCACUCUUUGCGGUACUGUUGACCAGCUACAGAAAUCGGCGUUGCAGCUAGUUGACUUUACCGAAUCAUUGAAUUCCAUUUUAAAUCGUGGUUCGUCCGACGAUCUGCCUUUGUAUAUAUUUAAUUUACCUUCAUUUCAACAACUUCGCAUGUUUUGGGAGGAUGCUAACGCUAUUUAUUUAUGCCAUUGCAACACUGACGUGUCCGUUAUUCCCGAUGAUGCAUUAUCGCAUGACACAUUCAAACCUGAAUUUAUGAAGUUUAUAUGGAGUAUCCACUUGAGUGACGUCUGGGUGCCCAUAGAGCAGUAUGAGAAGACUUUGCAGCGUCUCAAUGCCUGGAUAGCAGAGUCGGAGUCUAAUCACUCCAGUAGUGGUCAUCGUAAGCUGAAGAAACUUCGUUCCCGUCACGCGGCCAUUGAGCAGGAGUUUAUCAAACAAAAGGAACAUGUGGAGCAGACUAAGAAGCGUUUUAGUGAGGUUGUUUCUUCAGGAUGGCUCAGUGCAAAUGUCCAGAUUGGGCCUGCUAUAAACACUGCCUUUUUGCAGCACUGCAUUGUUCCUCGCGUAUUCAUUAAUGAGGCUGAGGCAUCAUUCUGUUCGCACCUGGUUGAUUUGAUGCUAUUGAACCGUGUUGAGUGUUUCAACUUUUUUGACUUUAGCAACUGUUGGACUAAGAUGCUCAUGUCCAUGGUGCGUUGCUGUACUGAGCGUGAGGCUCCUCUUUUAGCUAUUUUCGUCAACCAUGCCUUUCAUGUAAUUCGUGGUUGGAUAGACGAUGCUGAAGGUUUUGAGGCCAUGACUCGAGAUCAUCCAUGUUUCUGCACAACAUUCAAAUUUGUACCGGAUAAGGCAUUGACACACGCACAGUUGAUGAGCGGCAUUCGCAAAUGGGAGGGUCGUAUUAUGCGUGCGCUUAGCUAUGCGCUUGUUUUGAACAUUACCGAUGCAGACAGUAGUGGCGAAGCGGGAGCACCUGAAGUGGUAGCUCCAACGUGGAUUGACCAGAAGGGUGCUAUUGUAUUCCUCGCUCGCUGUCACGAGAAUUUCCCAAUUACCAUUGCUGCUGGUAAGCGUGUUUUGAAUGGAUUGAACGGCGUUGUUGUUAACGCGGAGCAGAAGGGUUGGAAGGACGUUGUGGUUGCUGCGAAGACUUUGGUCAAGACGUUCGAAAAGUAUGACCGUGAAAACAGGUGGAUAUAAUAACUUGUCAUUGAUUUUUAUAACCCA